Messenger RNA from Thrips palmi, 1385 nucleotides. Its product is annotated as 15-hydroxyprostaglandin dehydrogenase [NAD(+)]-like. The record is from RefSeq and is a predicted model, not a curated record. Gene Ontology annotation, cellular component: cytoplasm. Gene Ontology annotation, molecular function: oxidoreductase activity, acting on the CH-OH group of donors, NAD or NADP as acceptor. The transcript is spliced from 6 exons. The coding region runs from base 112 to 873 and encodes 253 amino acids. NCBI's taxonomy places the organism in Eukaryota, Metazoa, Arthropoda, Insecta, Thysanoptera, Thripidae.
CCCCCCUCUCCCCUUUCCUUUUUCUCGGCGUCUGCUUCUUUCCUGUCUGCUACAGGACCCAAACUUUUUGAGCGGAGCUGUUAGUGAUUAGCAGGCACUCCGUGCAGUGAAAUGGAUUUGAAAGGAAAAGUUGCUCUAGUUACUGGAGGCACCGGUGGUAUAGGCCGGGCUUGUUGUGAGGAAUUGCUGAAGCAGGGUGCAAAGGUAUCUGUUUGUGACUUGGACAUGGCUGAAGGAGAGCACUUGGUGAAGCAGCUCAGCCUGAAGUAUGGAAAGGAUAAAAUCCUUUUCUGUCAAUGUGAUGUGACUGACUAUCCUCAGUUUGAAGAGUCAUUUCAAACAACAAUGGCAGCACUAGGAGGCUUGGACAUUGUGGUGAACAAUGCUGGAAUUAUGAAUGAUCGCUUAUGGGAACUAGAAGUUGAUGUGAAUCUUAACGGUAUGAUUCGGGGGACACUCUUGGCUCUCAGGUUCAUGGGCAAAGACAGAGGAGGACGUGGUGGUGUAGUUGUCAACAUGGGAUCCAAUGUGAGCCUGAGGCCCUAUGUGAGCCUCCCAAUCUACACUGCCACCAAACAUGCAAUCCUGGGUUUCACUCGGUCAUAUGGGGACUUGUACCACUUGAACACAACUGGUGUGCGUAUUCUAGCUCUUUGUCCCUCAGCAACUGACACCAAGCUGUUUCAGAAUGUAAAAAAGCAGUUACUUUCAGCAGAAUUUGAGAAAGCCUGGCAAAGGGAUACUGCUAAUUCAUCGCCUCAGAAACCUGAAUGUGUUGGUAAGGCUUUGGUCCAGAUUCUUCACAAAGCUGUCAGUGGGACUGUUUGGUCAGUUGAAAAUGGUCAACCUCCAUACCAGGUCAACUUUUCUUAAAUGAAUACAAAUCUCAGGAGCCCUCAAUAACCAUCUGCAUUCCAACAUUCUUUUCUUUUCUUUUUUUAAAAGUACAGUAUAAUUACACAUUUUUUACUUGUUUUUUACUUUAUAUUAGUUUUACAAGUUCUUCUACGUUAGGGGAACACUAUCAUGAAAGAAGGUUUCUUUCAUUAUAGUAUUUUAUAGUUCAGUACUAUUCUGACUUAACUUCUGUAGAAACGAUAUUGUAUUCAAAUGUUUCAUUAAUCUAGGAUGAAAAAGAAAAGGUUUCUUUGUAGCACUUCAGCUUUGAGCUUCUUCUAUGAAUGAAGAUUAAUUUUUGCAAUAGACAAUGCUCUGGUGCCUUAAUUGGUUUUUAAAUCCUUUAUAUAUUGUAUACCUAUGUAGGUUGAAUAAGAAGCCUCUGCUCGACUUACAGAUGUUAAAUCCUGUAUCAUAUUGAGUUUAUUGUUAUUGGAGCUGGCCUCAUUGCUUGAAAAUUAUGGAACAAUAAAUAAUCCAACACUGAA